This is a messenger RNA of Ahaetulla prasina, 836 nucleotides long. Its product is annotated as C-signal-like. The transcript has 6 exons. NCBI's taxonomy places the organism in Eukaryota, Metazoa, Chordata, Lepidosauria, Squamata, Colubridae. The record is from RefSeq and is a predicted model, not a curated record. Bases 32 to 808 code for a protein of 258 amino acids.
ACGUUUGGAAGUAGAAACUGCAGCUCCUGGAAUGAUGGCGAAGUCAGGAGAUAUCUCUGUUUUCAGCGUUCUGGUGACUGGAUCCGAUCGGGGGAUCGGUCUGGGUCUGGUGAAGAGGUUUCUGCAACUGCCCUGUCCUCCCAAAUGGGUCUUUGCUACAACCAUGGACCUGCAGGGAGAAGAAAACCAGGAGCUGAAGGAAUUGGCAUGCAAGCAUCCGAAUCUUGUGGUUUUGCAAUUAGAUGUCACUAAACUUGAGAGCGUCCAGGCGGCGGUGGCAGAAGUGCAGAAGUGUGUUGGAGAAGGUGGAUUGACCGUCCUUAUCAACAAUGCUGGCAUUAUAGCGGGCAGCGAUCUGGACAGGGAAACUGCCAAGGAUAUGAUGAGGGCGUAUUCUGUCAAUACUAUUGGGCCCCUGCAAAUGAGUCAGGCCUGUCUGCCCCUGCUGAAAAUGGCAACCCGGAGAACUCCAUGUCACGGGCUAAGCGCCUGCAAAGCAGCCAUUAUCAAUAUCUCCAGCAUCUUAAGCUCAAUUGAACUCAUGGAUCGUUGGGAGACAGUUAAAGCAGUUGCCUACCGCUGCAGUAAGACUGCUCUAAAUAUGCUCACCAAAUGCCAGUCGCUGGAAUAUUCAAAGCAUGGAAUUCUGUGUGUAGCCAUCCAUCCUGGUCGGGUGAAAACAUCUAAUGCGGAAGCGGAGAUAUCUGUGGAAGAGAGCACACAGGGGAUUCUGACCGUACUGUCCAAGCUUUCUGAGGAGGACAACGGGAGCCUUGUGGAUUGGUUGGGCCGCCAAAUUCCUUGGUGAAUAAUCAUCUAUCUAAUGCCACGGCUAU